AACCUGCAAACGUGAAUACAAAAAAUUCAGACGUUAAUAUAAAGUAAUAAGAUUAAGUUGAGAUUACUUCUGGUACAUUAAAUAAAGAUAAUAGCCUGAAUAAACGUUAUGUUUGUACUUUAUUUUUCUUAUAAACAUUUAAUCUUGUUCCAUGAAUAACGUAGAAAUUUAUUAAGUUAUGCGAAACAUGCAAACAUUUACCAGAGCGCACCGAGAACUGCAGUUGCAGUUAUAGUUAUCAGCAAAUUAUUGAGUACAUUAACUUUACCAGCCAAUGUGCCUUUCAAACUACGAGGUUUUAAUAUCGGUUUAACUACUGGUUCGUACAUGACGAGUGGUUUUACAAUGUCCGUAAGUAUAAUAUAGCCACAGAAAUGGUGUGCUAAACUAUUGCAGUUUGAUCACUAAGUUGGCGAAACAUAAACAACUAUCAAACAACCCGAGGCAACCGACGCCAUAAUAAUUAAAAUCUGUUUGGUCGCUGUUAGUUUAAAAAUGAGUAAUAAUUGCCAAGGAAUUUUAAACCACUAUUUGCAAUGCUAUACAUAUUAUUGUAUAUCCUAAGUAAUAAUUAUGUAAUAUUUAACAAAAAUAAUUUUGUGAUAAACAGAAGUUAUCAUAAUUCUGUAUCUCUUAUAUAUAAACAUUAUCUUAAAGCAUUUGGACAACUUUUGAACAUGGCUUCCACUUCUAAGAAGCAAGCUAUUGUUACUGUAAAAAAGAGGGGACCACCGAAAUUAGAAUUGACAGCAGAACAAAAAAAUGAUGUAAAAGAAGCAUUUGAUCUAUUUGAUCCAGAUGGUACUGGAAGAAUUGCCACUAAAGAACUUAAAGUAGCCAUUAGAGCCCUUGGAUUUGAACCUAAGAAAGAAGAAAUGAAGAAACUUAUAGCUGAUGUUGAUCCUGAUGGUCUUGGCACAUUAUCCUUUGAAGAAUUUUUGAACUUAAUGUCUACAAAAAUGUUAGAGAUAGAUAAAGAAGAUGAAGUUUUAAAAGCAUUUCGAUUGUUCGAUGAUGACAAUACAGGAAAAAUAACAUUUAAGAAUUUAAAAAGAGUCGCUCGAGAAUUAGGUGAAAAUCUUACAGACGAAGAAUUACAAGAAAUGAUAGAUGAAGCAGACAAAGAUGGUGAUGGAGAAAUUUCUCAAAAAGAAUUCCUACGCAUUAUGAAAAAAACAAAUCUUCACUAGUUUUCUCAAUUUAUAUAUGUUAUUUAUUAAAAUUCUUAUUUUUGCAUGAUUUGUUUGUUCAAAUGUGUUAUAAGUAUGAAUCAUUUAUACUUAAAGUUUUUGAUACUUGAAUUCUAAUUUAAUAAUAUUCUAAUUAAUAUUUAUUAUUAUGUGUAGUAGUAAGAACAAAUAAAAGUUAUUAAAUUUUCUAUCGCACAAUGUAGUUUA
Nomia melanderi (Alkali bee) is the source of this 1397-nucleotide messenger RNA. The record is from RefSeq and is a predicted model, not a curated record. NCBI's taxonomy places the organism in Eukaryota, Metazoa, Arthropoda, Insecta, Hymenoptera, Halictidae.